This is a messenger RNA of Olea europaea var. sylvestris, 1810 nucleotides long. RefSeq lists its product as uncharacterized. The record is from RefSeq and is a predicted model, not a curated record. Bases 84 to 1331 code for a protein of 415 amino acids. The transcript has a single exon. NCBI's taxonomy places the organism in Eukaryota, Viridiplantae, Streptophyta, Magnoliopsida, Lamiales, Oleaceae.
CUUGCUUGUGCUCUAAACACACUUCUUACUUCACUUCAGCUUUGCAGUCUCUCUCUACACUCUUUUCUCUCUCGUGUGGAAAAAUGGGCUCUGUUUCGUUAAAAAUAGGAGAUGGAACAGCAAGAUUCAAGAGGGCAUCAGUAUGUUCUUCAGCGGUUAAUCUACUGAUGCUUUUUUCUGUAAUAAUCACAAAUCUUUUUGCUUUUUAUGCGUUUACAUACUCGCCAAAGGAACUUCACCACCAUCACAAUCCGAAAGAUAUAUCAUUAAUUUCAGAGAAAGUGUCCAUAAUCCUACGGGAGAUUGAAUCUUCUAAGAAAAAGUUAGCCCAGAUGGAGAAAGAGCUCUUAGGCUUUGAUACCAUUGAUAUAUCGAAACCCAAUAUUCCAAAUGAGUUGAAAAUUUUCUUGGAUCACCGUGAGCUACCAUUGGGGAAAGAUUCAAGAACUGGGAUCACUGAAAUGGUGGCAUCUGUGGGCCAUUUUUGUGGGAAAUCUGAGGAUUUAUUGUCUCAGUACAUGAAUUACAAAGUCAAUGGACUUUGCCCUGAUGAUUGGAGCCUUGGACAAAAGCUGAUCCAGCGUGGAUGCGAGCCUUUACCAAGAAGGAGGUGCUUUGCAAAGACUAUUCCAAAGGUGGGUUUGCAGUCUUUUCCUUCUUCUCUAUGGAAAAAUGUAAGUGAAAAGAUUUAUAGUUGGAGUGGUAUUGGAUGCAAGAAUUUGGCUUGUUUAAAUAGUAAGAAAUUGAAUAGAGAUUGUGCUGGUUGUUUUGAUAUAGUUAAUGGUUAUGAAACCCAAAGAUAUGUUAAGACAAGAGGCAAGAAUGAUUUCCUUAUUGAUGAUGUUUUGGCAAUGGGAAGUGGUGGGAUUAGGAUUGGUUUUGAUAUUGGGGGUGGGUCGGGAACUUUUGCUGCAAGAAUGGCUGAGAGAAAUGUGACGGUGGUGACUUGCACUUUGAAUAUUGAUGCACCUUUUAAUGAAUUCAUUGCUGCAAGAGGGAUUUUCCCUUUGUAUUUGAGUUUCGAUCAUAGGUUCCCAUUUUAUGAUAACGUGUUCGAUUUAGUUCGUGCGGGGAGCGGACUGGAUGUUGGGGGUAGGCCAGAGAAAUUGGAGUUCUUGAUGUUUGAUAUCGACCGGAUCCUAAGGGCCGGAGGAUUGUUUUGGUUAGACAACUUUUAUUGUUCCAAUGAGGAUAAGAAAAAGGAUCUCACUCUGUUGAUUGAAAGAUUUGGAUAUAAAAAACUCAAAUGGGUUGUGGGAGAGAAAAUAAAUGGUUCUGGGAAAUCUGAGGUUUAUUUGUCUGCUGUUCUACAGAAACCUGUAAGAGUGUGAUUAUAAUGAUUUUCUCCUGAGAAAUUUCCAGGUGCUAAGGGUACUGUUGGGACAUUAGUUCUGUUGUCACACAGAAGAAUUCUUCUGAGUUCAUUUCUUGACAUUGGCUAGUUGGCUAUUCCUUUCUACUGCUGAAUAAAGGGGCAUUGUUUGUCUUGGAACCAAAAACAGCACCAUAGGUUGAUGCACUCUUGAUCUAAAUUUUUUCUUCGGUAAAGUUAGAUAUAUAUCUCUCUCUGUUAUGUUAUUCAAAUAUUUAGAUAACACACAAUUGAACAAGGAUAAGAUCAUUUUGGGUUCUGUGGUUUAUUAACCGCACAUUUGAAUUUGUAGUGUUAGAAUGAGCUAAUUAUUGGCAAAUCUUGAUUUCAAGCUGGAAAUUUCCCGGUUUAAAUAUGAUUACUGCUACCGUGUUUCUGUAUUACUAGAAUGAUAGAACAUUGUUUGUUUCGGAAUGGACUUCUGCAGUUGUUAUUGCC